AUGGAGACAUCGCGACCUCAACCCACAGAGGCGGAAUGGCUUCAGCGAAAGCCUGCCCUACGAAAGCUUUACCUUGUGGAUGAAGUCUCACUGAAGCGGCUGGUAGCUGACGCCGAUAAAAUGGGCCUUGUUGUUACCGUUGCUCAGAUGGAAUAUAAGCUGAAGCUGUGGGGAUUUCGGAGAAACAUCGACAAGGCCACUUGGAUUUCCAUCGAUAACAGGAUUUCCAAACGCAAGGCUAUGGGCAAGGAGAGCGAAGUGAUUCACUGUGGCAAACGGUUGAAGCCAAGUACCAUUGAGAAAGCGACGAACCGGUAUAGGGACAUGUCAAUCUUUGCUCAACAUGCACCAGUUAUAACGAAACAUGACGGCAAUGUAGGCAGUAUUCGCCUUCUCCAAUCCGUCAAGACGCAAGCUAUUCUCCCUAUGGUCCUGGGGGUAGCCCCCGGGCUUACUUUGACCGAGUCGCAACCUCAAGUAUCUCAGCUCGCAGCCAUGAUUGGGCUUUCAAUGCCCGAGUCGUUCCCAGGGGAAAACUUGCAACGUGCUCAAAUUCUCGUAAAUGGAUCAAGCGAGGAAUGUCUACUGGAAUGCUGGACCAUAUUGUUUUACAAUCUCUCAAACAAUCUCGUUGAUUUAUGUGAGACAGUGCAAUGGAGUGUCCUCCUGGACUUGCUUCGCGAAUAUGGGGUGCUCAACCUCAAGAUAGACUCGCAAAGUCUCCAAGAUGCAACAGUCCAGGGGUUCAUGCACACAAUAUUCCAUGCAUCUAUAUACCAUGUCUUGCACUAUCAAGCAUUAGACAGUGGGAGAAGCGAAGCCCUGGAGGCGGUGACUUGGCUCCUGUCAUCAGGCCAUAACCCUGACAAUUGGCUCAUGAUUCCACAUCUAAAUUAUCACACAGUGACGCCCCUUCAGGCUGCAAUCCUGUGUGGAAGCUUAGACCUGAUGGAGCAACUUUUGAAAGCAGGCGCAGACGCUAAUCUCGUCCUCGACCACGGUUCAGGUGGCUCAGCAAGUAAACCUCCCGUGAAUAUGGGCCGCUCGGACAUUGCUGGUGCCAUUGUCCCUCAUCCACCCCUCGAGCUGUCGUUGGGGAUGUACAGACAUGGCAGUGAAAUGGCAGUGCGCAUGGCGAGACUACUUCUUAAGCAUGGUGCCUCUAAAGGCUUGGAUCAGGCCCUACAGCUUGUUAUAUCGAGAGGAGAAACCCAAAUCGCCAUGGAAAUUGUCCAAGAAGGAGCCAAUCCCACCACUGCACUGCAGAAUCCGUGCGGUUUUCUCUAUGAAGAGACUUCUAUAUCAGCAGCCGCAUCAGCUGGUCUGUCGGAAAUGAAAUUCAUAAUAGAUCUCCUCAGGUCUAAGUAUCCGGAAAAGUCAACUGCUGACUUUUUGUCCGCGGAUGUUUUUAUAUCGGCAGCAGCCGAAGGAAAAGAUGAUACGUCUCGCUAUCUCUACUACAGCAUCAACCCCAAUGGAAUCGCAUCCAACUGCUAUGGAGUCACUCCGUUGCAUGCAGCUGCGAGAAAAGGUCGACUAGAGACAUGCCAACUGUUGAUGAAUCUCCAAGGCUACUACCCCUAUACAUCUACGCACCCCUCUCCGUUGCAUCUUGCCAGCUAUGGUGGCCACACCCAGAUCGUUCAGCUAUUUCUUAACAGAGGCGCUGAUGUUGACGACAUCGUGACACUUCAAAGUCCUCAAGAGCGACAAAGAUUUCUUGAGCGGUAUGAUCUACAUGGUGUUGACUUCUGCACCCCGUGUCAUCUCACGCCUUUGCAACUACUCUUGACGAGGGAUCGUAAAGCAACAUUGCGCGCCUCAACUACUAAGCAGGUAUCCUGCGCCACAACAUUGGUUAAAGCUGGUGCUAAGUUGACUGGGUUCGAAGUGUUGUCAGCAGUCGAGCAUUUACGCCUAGACCUACUUACGGCUGCGCUGGCUGCUGGCGGCGACCCAAACUGCCUAUUUCGCAAUGGUCUUAGGCAAUUUAACGCACUUCAAUUGCUCUUCACGGAUAACAUCAAGGCGCGUUCUGCCAGGGCCCUCCGUAAGGCUCAAAUCGUAGAUAUACUCCUCAAGCACGAUGCUAAACUUCUCGGCGGGGAGGUCACGUUAGCUAUCUGCUCCGGGGACCAAAAUCUAGUAGAUCUCUUGCUGGGUAGUGGAGGGAGUCUAAAAGUCUCUACCAUAGAUGGCGUGAAGUGUCUCGAAGCGGCUAUCCUCUUGAAGGAUCCUAAAACUAUCACAAGAGUCAUAGAGGAUGACUCAGCAAAGUACGAUGGUGGCGCUCUAUGCGCUGCAGUUCAGACGGGGAUGCAGGAUAUCACAAAAUGGCUUCUACAACUACGUCCGGAACAGGCAAAGACAACUAUUUACGAUAUAACUGCCCUGGGGUUGGCUGCCCAACUUGGGGAUGUUGGUUUGUUCCAAACGCUUUUAACUUUAUUCACCUUUUCGAAUGUCGCCAAGUUGCCGUUCUUUGUGGCCAGCGAUGGCGUUUUAACGCCAGUCUCGAGGGCCGAGGCCGGGGAUAAUUAUAACCAGGCUUGGUGGUGCUUAGGGGUCUGCGUUGAAGGAAGCCCUCUAGCUCUGGCUGUUAUGUCUAGAGAUAUAGAAAUAGUCGGAGAGCUUCUACAAAGGGGCUUUGAGCCGGAUUUGGCCACCUGGACCAUAUGCGCAGAUCUUAACGACCUAGCAAUGUUACAGACUCUUUUCGAUCAAGGCAAAUGGUUGGAUAAUUGCGAGCCUGUUAGAAAUGCGCUGGUUCGCAGUCGUAUCUAUUAA
This is a messenger RNA of Clonostachys rhizophaga, 2787 nucleotides long. The record is from the annotation of a GenBank genome assembly. NCBI's taxonomy places the organism in Eukaryota, Fungi, Ascomycota, Sordariomycetes, Hypocreales, Bionectriaceae.